AUGUCAGAAGGAAAUGAAAUAUAUUGUCCUUGUGGAUAUACGGAGUGUUGUCCACAAGAACUUAAUGCGACUUGUCCUUCGACAGAAGUUCUAUAUCCAAAAGCAGGAAUCAUGGCUCCAUACAUCUUAUUUUUCUAUCCAAAUUAUUAUCAAUUAAAACCAGAAUUUAUGCAGACUAAUGGAACAAUUAAAUGUGACGGCAUUUUGGUCAAUAUUCCUAUUACGCAAUACCAAUAUAAUCCCGAGCUCCGUCAAGUCGAAUAUGAUUUAUGUCGAUGGGCAAAGAAUAAUUCUUUACUCGAUAAAUAUGAUCCUAGCCAUCGACACUCAUUAACUUUCAACAAUCGUUCGUAUCAUUUCACUGAUGUCUGUAAUAAGUCGAAAGAUUUUAUUUCAAUAUAUCGCGUUAAAGAUGGAUUUGAAAAUUGUAUCGAUAAAGCGGAUGAAACAACACAUAUUUCGAUCUCUACAAUAUGUUCAAAGAUGCAACGUUAUCGUUUUCGUUGUUCUGAAGAGCAGCCAACUUGUUUGAGCGUUACAACUCUCGGAAAUCUUCAAAAUGAUUGUAAUAAUCAUAUCGAUGAGCUUUGGUUAGGAACCAGUACAAAAUUAGCAGAUAUCAAAUGUAAUGACGUAUGGAAUGAUCAAUGGCAAUGUAAUACGGGACAAUGUAUUGAGGAAGAUUGGGUUUUAGAUGGAGAAUGGGAUUGCUCCGAUGCAUCGGAUGAAGAAAAUCUAAAUGAUCAACAGAUUACAGAUCGAAAUUUACAGGUAGUGCCAUUACAUAUCCUUAAAAAUAGAUCUGACGAUCGAAAUCAAGCAAAACCAUUCUCUACUAUUUGUAAUCUAACAACAGAAUUGCUCUGUUUUCCUGUCAAUAUUACUAAUCUACAAACUAAUUUAUCAUAUGAUCGACCUUGUAUUAGUAAACAUCAUAUUGGAGAUGGCCAUAUUGACGAGCGUAAUACCAUCACACAUUGUAAUAAUCACUUAACAAUGUUAGGAUAUAAUUUUAAAUGCGGAUCAGUUGAUCGUUGCAUUCCUUACUGGAAUUAUUGCUACGGAGAUCGAUGUAAUACAUCAUCUGAUAACUUAGCCGGGUGUGGACUUCGAGAAAAAUCAUCGGAUUGUGAUAGAAUUUCAGAUGCACGUUGUUUCAAUGGUACUUGUAUCAUUACGGGUCGAUGUAAUCGAAUUCUAGAUUGUUAUUUUGGUGAGAUUAGUUGGUGGGUUUUAUCGGAAAGAAAAAGAAGCAACAAUCAAGAAUACACAACAAAAACUUCAAUUCAAUCGAUUUCCACCUGA
Adineta steineri is the source of this 1305-nucleotide messenger RNA. The record is from the annotation of a GenBank genome assembly. NCBI's taxonomy places the organism in Eukaryota, Metazoa, Rotifera, Eurotatoria, Adinetida, Adinetidae.